This is a messenger RNA of Spodoptera litura, 2634 nucleotides long. The record is from RefSeq and is a predicted model, not a curated record. Lineage: Eukaryota; Metazoa; Arthropoda; Insecta; Lepidoptera; Noctuidae.
AAUCGGUAGGCCGAUAUAUCGGCAUCGCCGAUACAACACGGCCGAUAUCAACCAGUUCGAAAAGCGCGCGAAACGAACGACGCGUGCGACGUUGCCGCUCUUAGCGUCGCCUCGCGUCAUCUCAACGGUCGCUUGGGCCGGCCAACACACUGUCCUUCGGCCCGGCCCCACCCAGUGCUUGCUAAGCUUUGGUUGAGACAUGUCGUGUUUCUGUUUACGUUACGUCGCCGCUUUUAUUUCGUGAUUAAUUUUGUUUAAUUAUUAACACUGACUAGUGAGGACUGUUAUAGUAUUUAUUGUAUAUACAAGAAAAUGGCAACGCCAUUAAAACGUACAAGUUCCAUCUGGAACCAUUUUCAAAUAAAACAGGAUGAUGAUACAAAAGCAACUUGUUUAUACUGCAAUGUCAGCGUUUCUCGUGGUAGUAAGGCAGUUUCAUCGAAGGGCUUUACGACAUCUAACAUGUGGACACACGUGAAGCGUUAUCAUGAAAAGGAGUUGAAAAAUGACACCCCAUCUACCUCGACCGCUGAGGCCGGUCCGCCACUCAAAAAACAAGCUACUUUGGAACACAUUCUGGACAAAAAUGUUAUGUAUGAUACUGAUGACCCCAGAGCAAAAGCGAUCACGCAAACGAUAGCUGAACAAAUAUGUGUAGAUAUGGAGCCGUUCGAUAUAGUAAAUAAACAGGGGUUUCAACGCACCAUUAAGCAGUUGUGCCCGAAAUACAAAAUGGUUUGCCGUCCACAUAUCUCUGAAAAUGUGAUACCAGACAUGUACUGUCGUGUGAAAUCGAAAUUAAAAGAACUUUUGCAAGAUAUUCCGCACAUAAUUGUUACGACUGACUUAUGGACUAGCGACGCUUCUGCGUUUGUAAACGACUUUAUAAGUCUGACUGCUCAUGGAGUGAAUACAGUUAUAUGAAGGCUAGUUAUAUCCAGGCUUACAGUUAUAUGAAGACGAAGAACUGUAUGGAAUUCUAACCGGGAAUAACGAAGAACUCUUAAAUGAGUUAAGCGAUGCAAGUGCGAACGAGGAUGCAAACAUUGUCGAUUCUCACGCCAAUGAACAGAACGAAGAUCCAGAGGAAGAGUCUUUAGAAGAAACAACUGGCUGGUUUCCGGGUAAUCCCAGUCAGAUGUUACAGAUACCAUUUACGGGGACAAGUAGUAUAUUGCAGCCACAUGACGCAGAGGUCCAAAGUCCUUUGGAUUAUUAUUUUUUAUUUAUGAAUGCCCGCUUUUUAAAUUUAAUAUUAAAAUGUACAAACAAGUACGGUAACAAAUUGAAAGUAGAAGCGACAACUGCACGUUCUCGCUUUAGCAAGUGGACCGAUCUAAGUGUCGCCGAAUUAAAAACUUUUAUUGGCAUAAUAUUACUAACGGGCACCAUAAAGCUGAACAGAAUGGUGGACUAUUGGUCCACUCAUUAUUUUUUCCGUCUUAGUCCACGCCUAUUUAUGUCUAGGGAUAGGUUUUUUUUAAUUUUAAGAGCUUUGAACGUACAAGAUAUCGAAAGGACGGAGAGUAUAUUUAAAAUAAAAUCUUUGAUAGAUUUGUUCAAUGAGACAGUUGACGCCGUAUAUUACCCAUUGAGAGAGUUGACAAUUGACGAAUCUCUUAUUUUGUGGAAAGGGAGACUAUAUUUUCGUCAAUAUAUCAAAGGCAAAGCCCAUAGAUACGGCAUUAAGCUGUACAUUUUAGCCGACGCCAACGGUAUAAUUUUAAAAAUUCACAUGUAUGCAGGAUCCCAAGACGUACAAGUAGGAGGUAGAAACCACGUUAAAAAAGUGGUGCAUCUGCUCAUGCAAAAAUAUUUUGACAAAGGGCAUGCUUUGUAUUUGGACAAUUUUUAUACCAGCGUAGGGUUGGCUGAUGAGUUAAUAGGCAAAAACACGUAUGUGACUGGUACCCUAAGACCAAACCGUAUAGGAAAUCCAAGAGAAUUAAAAAUGUGCAAAUUAAAGCCUGGUGAAUCGUGUAUAUUACAAAACAAUAAAAAAAUUGUCGUCACCAAAUGGCAAGAUAAACGGGAAGUAUUAUUUAUAAGUACUGAACACAAAAGUAAUUAUAAAGGGACUACUAGUCGCCGUGUACGCACAAUAAAAUAUAAGCCGGCCGUACAAAUAAAGUAUAAUAAAUAUAUGCGGGCAAUAGAUCGACAUGAUCAGAUGCUAAGCUAUUAUUGCUGUGAGCACAAGACCCUGUGCUGGUACAAAAAAGUCAUAAUACACAUAAUCCAAAUAUGUUUGGUGAAUGGUUAUUUACUUUUCAACGCAAAAAACACUACAAAUAAAACUUCAUUAUAUAAAUUUAUAAAGAGUGUAAUGCAAGAAUUGUUACCAAUGCCCAAUGUACCAGAACUUUCUCGUCCUCUAUCACAGUCAAAAAUACAUUUACCCGCCAAUUUACCAAAGAGAAGUAAUAAUACCCUAAGAAAAAGAUGCAGAGUUUGUUACACAAAAACUAAAAAAAGGGUAUCUGUUAUAACUGGCUGUCCCGAUUGCCCUGGAUUCCCAGGCCUGUGCCUUAAUGAUUGUUUCAGAGAAUUUCACAAAUAUUGAAAUUCUAUGUUAGUUAAUCGGAUCUGAUGUAAUGAUUUUUAAUAAAUAUUAUCAUCUAAGUCAAAAUUUGG